CUCACCUUGAAUUAUUUGAUAGAAUCAUUAAUUUUAUCACGAGUAAUGCAACCAACUUCUGAUAUAUAUAUAUAUAUAUAACACUAUUAUUAUAUAGUUUCAGAUCUCCAGGAUUAGGAUUUAACAAGUCCUCUGUUUUUUAUCUCCCUCUUCUUCGCUUUUGAGCUGCACUGGAAGCAAUGGCCAGCGUUGACUUUGGAAACUGCUUCAUCUUAACCCUCCUAUGCCUGUUAUCAACCUUCUUCCUGUUUCUUUUCUUCUUCAAGAAACCAAAAAAGAAUGCUUUUAACCUACCUCCGAGCCCUCCUUCUCUUCCGAUCAUCGGUCAUGUUCACCAUCUCUUCUCUAGUUCAAUCCACAAGUCUUUUAAAAAAAUCUCAUCCAAGUACGGACCUUUCCUCCAUCUCCGCAUCUUCAACGUCCCCAUCGUCCUCGUCUCCUCUGCUUCAGUGGCCUACGAGAUCUUCAAGGACCACGACAUGAGCGUCUCCUCUCACGGCGCUAUUGGCUUAGACGAGUGCCUCGUGUUUGGAUCUUAUGGCUUCAUCAAUGCUCCCUAUGGAGAUUACUGGAAGUUCAUGAAGAAGCUCAUCACUACUACUAUGCUCGGACCCCAGGCGCUCGAGCGGUCACGAGACGUUCGUGCAGUUGAGAUGGAGAGGUUCUACAGAGAUCUUCUUGAUAAGGCGAUGAAGAAACAGAGCGUUGAGAUCGGUGGGGAAGCACUGAGACUCGUUAACAGUAUCCUCGGGAAGAUGAGCAUGGGAAGGAGUUUUCAAGAGGAGAAAGUCUCGGAGUUUAGUGUCAAGUUCGCUGACUUGACCAAGAAGCUUUUCUUGCAACAAAUACUGCGUAAGCCGCUUGAGAAGCUUGGGAUCUCACCAUUCAAGAAGGAGAUAAUGAAAGUUUCGCACGGAUUUGAGGAGCUCCUGGAAAGGAUUAUUGUGGACUACGAAGAGAACGUGGACGAGCAUCAAGGUACUGAGAUUAUGGACACAUUGUUAGCAGCUUAUCUAGAUGAAAAUGCAGAGUGCAAGAUCACUAGGAUGCAUAUCAAGGCGUUAUUAGCGGAGCUUUUCUUCGGAGCCGGUGACACCUCUUCAAAUACAAUACAAUGGGCAAUGGCUGAAAUCAUCAACAACCCUAAGAUCCUUGAGAGGUUGAGAGAAGACAUAGAUUCCGUUGUAGGAAGAACAAGGUUGGUCCAAGAAACUGAUCUACCAAAGCUUCCUUACUUGCAAGCGGUCAUCAAGGAAUCUCUAAGAUUGCAUCCGCCAGGGUCUCUUAUCCCAAGGGAAUGUCUAAAAGGUUGUAAGAUCGGAGGGUUCUACAUACCUAAGGGCACUUCACUUGUCAUCAAUGGUUAUGCUGUGAUGAGAGAUGCUGAUUCUUGGACAGAUCCUGAUGAGUUUAAGCCGGAGAGGUUUUUAGGACAGGAGGAGAAAAGAGAAAAGGUACUCAACUUUCUUCCUUUUGGUGCUGGAAGGAGAGGAUGUCUUGGAUCAAAUCUAGCUUAUCUCGCAGUAGGAACAUCGAUUGGGGUGAUGGUGCAGUGCUUUGACUGGGAUAUCGAAGGAGAGAAAGUCAACAUGAACGAAGCUUCUGGAAGAAUUUUUUUGGCUUUGGAUCAUCCCCUUAAGUGCACUCCGCUUCCUCGAAUCCUAAAUCUUUUACCAACUAGUUUGUAGAUUCUCAGUUCGUUAAUUCAAGUUUUCACUCCAUUUCCAAACAUAUAAGUGUUCGAAAGAUCGUUAUUGCACUUGUUAUAUUGUCUUUAAUCAACCACUAGCAUCGCAAUAUAAUUUUUGAAUGAAAUCGGUUACUUGGGUUA
Thlaspi arvense is the source of this 1831-nucleotide messenger RNA. The record is from the annotation of a GenBank genome assembly. NCBI's taxonomy places the organism in Eukaryota, Viridiplantae, Streptophyta, Magnoliopsida, Brassicales, Brassicaceae.